UACACUGCUUGUCUCAUGUACAGUUCUCCAGCUGCUUGUCGUUGGUCUUGCACAGCUGCGACUGACCCGUGACUCCCUGGAGGAUGGCUGUCUCUGCUCCCCUGACGCCGCUUCCUCUGACCCAGUUGGUGGAGGACGGAAGGAGCAGCGUGCCGAACCAUCUCCUGGAGUCCAAAAUCUAUGUCAAAGAGAAGAGCAAUGGCUUGAUCCAAGUGGAUCCUUCUGAACUUCAUUUCAGUGGCUUCAAGCUAGAGAAGGACUAUGUGAAGAGCGUGAAACUAAUCAACAUCUCAUCUCGAGUGCUAAAUAUUCACAUCAUCCCCACCCAAACCAAGCAUUUCCGAACAAACUACGCCAAAAAGUGUCGUCUCAUUCCUGGCCUCGCCUACACAGUGAAGGUCAAAUUCUGUCCCCACGAGUGGACUCGUGUCUCUGACUGUAUUCGGGUUCACUGUGAGGACGAUGAGAACCUUUUAAUUCCAGUUCACGCUUACCCCGCUACCGCUCAUGUGCAUAUCCCGACCCGCGUUGACUUACCAGCUGCGCCGCUUGGACAGAGCGUGAGCCACAUCAUUCCACUGAGCUGCAGAUCUCCCGCCGAUUUGGAGUUUGAAGUGCACCUCAUUGAGCCACAUGAGGCCUUUUCCAUUCACCCACUCACAGGUGUGAUCCCAGCCAAUGGUCAAUCAAAAAUCACCAUUACCUUCAGACCCUGCCGCUAUGAGACAUGUCAGGUUACCGUUCGGCUGCUUGUCUCACAAUUCAACACCAAAUCCUACCUCUGUACUGUUACCGGAAGCUCCGCCCCUCUUCUCGCUGUCAGGGAACUUGCUCUUCAGGGCACACAGGCCAAAAGUAAAGGAUCUUUACCAGCCAUCCAAGUCCAAAGUCCAGUCAAACAAAAGUUUGCCAAGGAUGUCGUCAAACCCAAGGGUGUCUUAGGGGGUCCAAGUGGGAGCAAGCCAGGACCAAAGCCACUUGUGGAUGCCUCCACUCACGCAGGGGUGGCAAAGAUGUUGCAGAAGGACAGCAGCAAACUUGGCACUGAACACCCGAGUGAGGGUCUUCAGACCAGGCAGAAGAAGGAGGCUCUUUUCCUAAAAAGGGUUCAACAAAAUGUUAAAGAAGAGCAAAUCAACCGUCUGAAAUUACAAGUCCAUCUGGGUAAGGAUCCAGUGUCAGAAUCAACCAGAAGCCAGGUAUUGGAGGACAGGCUGGUUGCUUUGCAACAGUACAAGGUCAGGAAGGGCGAUGUAAGGCGAGAGGAAGACUUUACAAGCGGACCUCCAAAACUUUACUCAAUACGACUCAUUUGUGACGCAGGGCAGGUCCCCAAGGGAGCCCCAUCUUUCCAGUUUCACCCCAGCUUUCAGUGGGUGCUAAAACAGAGGGCCUUAAAACUCUUCCAGCAGGCAGCACGCAGGGUCGUGAUGCAGUGUCGCAUGAAGCGGACCUUGGCCUUGUGGAGGAAUCUACCAGACGCUGCGGCAGGCUUGCUCUCGGCCAAUAAAGUUGAAGAGGAGGAGGCAUGUGUUAUGAAGAUCACCCCAGAGAGAAUCUUUCCAUCUUCUUUCCCACUUUUCACAGAUGAAGCUGAUCCGCUGGCUCUUGAUUUUUUAGCUUUGCCUGUGGAUGCCGUUAAUGUGAGGGUGACAACACAUGUUCCUACCUUCAAGCUUCAAGUUCCUCAGUACUAUAAGCUGAUGGGCUACCAGCCUGUGUCAGCCUGGGAAGCCUUUAACGCCUUCAUUCCCACUACCUUAGCCCGACCACUUCGCUCUGGAGAUCCAGUAAAGCCACAACACGACGCUGGUUCCCAGUCACCCACACCAGGGGAUGAGGACGAGCAAGAUGCCAGUGAUCUGAACUUCACAUUCCCAAGUGCUCUCCUUCGACCCAUUCACGCACACCCACUCAGAAUCUUUAACCCAGCUCCUGGCCUCCAGGCCUACAAGCCACCCCCUAAAUACCUCGAAAGUGAUGUGGACUUUCACCUCUGCCCAUUGCCUCGCUAUUCGUCUCCUGGGGGCCCCACAACUGGGAUGGAGUCUCAAACCUUACAAAUGCAGACCCUAGAUCCAAAGGGAGCGAUCACAGGGUUGAAGACAUGGGACAAUUUUGAUUUGGUAACUUCAACAUGUGUGUCCAGACAGGCUGCUCUCACCAGCAACAUCCUGCAUGGUUCUUCUGACUAUAACAAAGACAUCCUGCCUGUCACAUCACCUGCUGCUUUCACCCAGCCUCCUGCUUAUCUCUCUGGAUUUACAGACAAAAGGUCUGAAGUGAUGCUAACCCCGAAAAUAAUCAAGAGAGAUUUCCUUUCUGGGUUACAGUGACAACCUUCCACAGGUGGAGCAGCUGCUCAUCGAGAGAUUGCUAAAGAUUGAUGACUAAAGCAGCAGAUUGCUCUGUGGCAGGCACCAGAGACGGCAUCUCCAAAAAGAUGAAGUGGUGUGAGCAAACUGCAGUUGCUUCAAGACUCAGUGAUCAUCACAAGACUGUUACUGAGCCCCCCCCACCCCCCACCCCAACCCACUCCCGACACACACACACACACACACACACACACACA
Molecule: messenger RNA, 2572 nt
Organism: Hippocampus comes (tiger tail seahorse)
Lineage: Eukaryota; Metazoa; Chordata; Actinopteri; Syngnathiformes; Syngnathidae
Gene: cfap221
Product: cilia and flagella associated protein 221
Exons: 24
Coding region: 84-2336 (750 amino acids)
Biological process (GO): cilium movement; motile cilium assembly
Cellular component (GO): 9+2 motile cilium
Source: RefSeq, a predicted model, not a curated record